GCCACCCCAGGGCUACCAUUGGCUGGAGGAGUUUCUUGUUGGCCAAUCAAAGCUGAAGGGUAUGGUACUUCAUUGUCCCAGGGAGGGUAUAUAUAGAGAGGUCAGGAGCUCUGGAGUAGGCCAGUAGGCCACUGUUGCUCCAGCAUGGCAGAUGUUACUGAUAAACCACAGGAGUCUAGCUCAGAUAUGGAAAAACCAACCACAAGCAAAAAAUGCCAUACUCUAAGCACCAAAGAGAGGAAGAACUGGAGGAUCCCCUAUCAAUCCAAGAAGAAAGAAAGGGACAAGGUACAGAAGAUAAUCAUGAGAGUAAAACUGGCCCUCCAAAAAAGCUCGAAAAAACGUAAAUCUGGAAAAAAGCCAACAAUAUUAGUUUGUUAUCACAGGCAGAAUAAAAGAAAGAAUAAAAAUCAGCCAAAGAAGGACCAAGAGAUCUUGGAAGAAUCUCUUAUUCCAAAUAAUGCCCCGUUUCUACCCAGGGCCCAAGAACCAGAACUAUCUGUCUCGUCUCCAGAGAAAACUCCAGAGACAGGGUCUCCUGAGCAGUGAGACCAAAUAUCCUACCCCAAGGUACUUGGAUGUUGAUGAUUGAAAUAUAAUAAAGAAAAAAGUUGUGAAAAGGAA
Messenger RNA from Microcebus murinus (gray mouse lemur), 624 nucleotides. NCBI's taxonomy places the organism in Eukaryota, Metazoa, Chordata, Mammalia, Primates, Cheirogaleidae. The record is from RefSeq and is a predicted model, not a curated record.